CCCUUGGAGCACGCCGCAUGUUUUCGUCUUUUGUUUUGCUUUUGCUUUGCAUUUGAAUUGUUUUAAACUACAUUUAUUUAAAUAAAAAUGAAACGAUUAGCUGCGAAAAAGGACGAGGACAACGCGGAGCCUUUGGCCAAGAAGCAGCUGCAGUCCAAGGCCAAUUCCUUGCUAAAUGCCAAGAAUGUGGACAUCAAAACGCUCAAGGGAUUCGUUCAACUGCUGAAGGACACCCCCGAUAAUGUCCCAGCUGGGGAGGUGAUGAAUACCCUAGAGGUGAUAUUCAAGAACCUGCUUAAACGAAUGACCACCGAAAGCAACGAAAAACAGACCCAGAAAAUCCAGGAAUUAUACGAGGAAACUUGGUUGCUCCUAUUGGAGAAUCUUUUGGUGGAUUCAGAGAGUUCCACGGCUCUAAAAGUGUGCAUGCAACUGAUCAAAGUGGAGGCCAAACAUCCCAUAGCACCCAAAACGGGCUGGCCCACCCACAGAGUCCGUGAUAUUCUAGCAACCCUCUUGAACUCCGAGGAAACACCCACAAACGCGCUGACCAACUAUGGGAAAUACUGCAAAAAUCUUGAUGUACUGGAGAUUACUCUCAAUACACUACAAAACCUAGUGCCCAAGGAGGACUUCAAGGACAUCCCCACCAAAGCCAUGAACUUCCUGUCCAUUGUCAACCUCCUAGAUUUUGGAAAAUCAGUUUUAAACACGGCCGAUUACCACGUGGAAAGUGCGAAAAAUCAACAGUUUAGCUAUGAGCAAAAUCAGAAGAGAUUGAACGUUCUCUGGCUGGCCAUAAUGGCCAAGAGCAGCGCAGUGGACGAGAAGCUGCACCGGCAAAUUCUGGUGGUUCUGCUUGAACGCGUGAUUAACCACUUGAAAGAUCCCAUCCAGCUGACCGACUUCCUCAUGGACUCACUGCACCAGUUUGAUGGCCCCAUUGCCUUGCUGGCCCUCCAGGGCCUCUUCACGCUGAUGCAAAAGCAGAACAUCACCUAUCCGGAUGUGUACGAGAAGCUGUACAACAUGUUCUAUCCCCGGAUGUUUUUCAACAAGUACAAGGCCCGUCUGUUUUACCUGGCCGACAUCUUCCUAACAUCCACCCACUUGCCAGAGAAUCUGGUGGCGGCCUUUGUUAAGCGUCUCGCCCGUUUGGCCCUCCAAUCUCCCACCGAAGAUGCUGUGAUCAUGAUCCGAUUCGUUUGCAAUCUUCUAUUGAGGCACACGGGCCUGCAGAAAUUGAUACGCGCCAGUCAUGCGUCCGAUGAGCUCAGCGAUCCCUACAACCAAACGGAAUCGGAUCCCGUCAAAUCGCAGGCCAUCAAUAGUUCGCUGUGGGAGAUUACACUGCUGCAGAAACACGUUGUUCCCGAGGUGGCCAAUGCUGCCCGGUUCAUCAACUCCUCGCUGCCCAUCAUGGAAUUUGAUUUGGCACCGCUUUUGGACAGGAAGGAGUGCAAUAUUUUCGACGACGAGCUGCAGUCGAAGGCCAAGCAGUUUGCCAUGAACUACGAGCGACCCGCAAAUUUGGCCCUGCCCAAAAACGGCUACGUGACCAAGUACUGGGACCUUAUCUAGAUUAGUGUUAUUGUGCUAAGUUUAAGCAGGAUUAAAGUGCUGCCUGUGGGGCUGCUGAUGGGCCAACUCGGCCUGAAACCAA
Messenger RNA from Drosophila suzukii, 1663 nucleotides. RefSeq names its product nucleolar complex protein 4 homolog B. Gene Ontology annotation, cellular component: nucleolus; small-subunit processome; Noc4p-Nop14p complex. Gene Ontology annotation, biological process: ribosome biogenesis. The record is from RefSeq and is a predicted model, not a curated record. NCBI's taxonomy places the organism in Eukaryota, Metazoa, Arthropoda, Insecta, Diptera, Drosophilidae.